Molecule: messenger RNA, 1572 nt
Organism: Guyanagaster necrorhizus
Lineage: Eukaryota; Fungi; Basidiomycota; Agaricomycetes; Agaricales; Physalacriaceae
Exons: 18
Coding region: 222-1229 (335 amino acids)
Source: RefSeq, a predicted model, not a curated record
GUUUAAUGAUUUUUGGACGAUAUGUAUAGGACUGCUGGCGCUACGUUUUGGCAUCGGUCCUUUGCUUUCAAUUCCUGAAUGACGGUGUAAUCGUCCUGGAAACAUCUCGCUACCUCGAGCCUGAGGAUACUUCAUCGAUUCAUUUGCAUCAAUCGUGUUUACCAGCUCGGCAGAAUGGCAAUUUGCUGGGGCCCAUUCGACAUCGAAGCAAGGAUAUAUAAAUGCUAAAUGGCUUCGAUUUUGACUUUUGGUGUUCUCACUGCCUGUGUUGUCUACAUUCCUUUGCGCCUCCCGAUACUGCUAUUUUUUUCUCAAGGGUCAUGUUUGAGUCGACUGGCGCGAUUUCGAUUCCCCAUAAGACUCUGGGAGCGCUCUUGAUUGGUCUAAUUGCUUCGAGUGUAAUAUAUGGCAUAACAUGCGGUCAGAUAAUCCGAUACUACCAGCGGUACAGGUCGGAUUCGACUCGUCUGAAGCUUGCUGUGGCCAUUGUCUGGUUGUCGGAAACAGCUAGUCAGGUUAUGAUGGUUUAUGCGCUAUACCAUUACCUCAUUCAUAACCGGAUGAAUAUUCUCGCUUUGGUAGAUGUGAAUUGGAGUCUCGUGGUGCCGUUUGGAACUAAUGGACUUGCAGCAUUAAUUAUACAAGUCAUCUUCGCGAGACAGGUUUACAUCAUGAGCUCGAAGAAUAUGUACAUAACGGGAUUUAUCUGCUUGAUGUCUAUUGCUCAGUUCGUUUUGGCUCUGGUUGUCAUGACGAAAGGACUGCAUAGUGCAUACGCUAUCUACGACAGGUUCAAGAUCCUUGCUCCACCAGCAUUUGCGAUUACAGCAGCCAAUGAUAUCCUCAUUGCGCUUAGCCUGAGUUAUUUCCUUCAUUCUCAUAAAUCGGGUAUCGCCAGAACAAACGGCAUCGUGAACCGGCUCAUCAUCCUGACAAUCAACAACGGAGCUUUGUCGAGCUUCUUCGCGUUUGCCGCUUUGAUAUGCCUGCUGACAGCACCUCAGACGAUGGUGUCGAUUGCCUUGAAUUUCCUCCUUGGAAAAGCCUAUACCAACACGCUCCUCGCUAGCUUGAAUUGGAGGACAAACUCGAGGGACACCCUGUUGCAGCAAAAUAUACCUAUGAAUUCGAAUAUCCGGUCGCCUAGACCGAGGACCCCUCGCAAGGUGAAUACUUGGCUCUCAAGUUACUCCACUGAUGUUAGAUCAAGUUCAAUGAAUGUUUUUUAGAGCACAUUUUCGGGGUCCGACAAGAGUUCGCAACGAAAUGUGUACUGGGAAACGAAUGAGCUUGGAUAUCAAGAUCCACCACUGGAUCCCAGACGAGUUCUUGACCAGUAUUUGUACGUUAGUGGAGAUAGGACUGACGUAUGUGCGAACAUGAAUCCGAAUCAGAAGUAGCUUCUUCCAGCAGAUUGGGGAAAAGGAUAGACAUAUCUGCUAGAGGAUCACCUGCAAUCUCAAAUAUCUCUGCCAGUGUGACAAUGGGAAUCCUCCAUGCACAAAUUUAUUGCUGUUUUUUUAAAGAACUUUUGUUGUUGUAAAGAUCAGUUCGAAUAAAGAUUUCACGGAC